Messenger RNA from Pocillopora verrucosa, 3793 nucleotides. Lineage: Eukaryota; Metazoa; Cnidaria; Anthozoa; Scleractinia; Pocilloporidae. The record is from RefSeq and is a predicted model, not a curated record.
AUGGCCCGUCUCGAUCGGACGCGUCUUUGGAGUAUGGAUCCCACUCGAAAUAUCACUCCCAGUUACUAUGGAGGCCAAGAGCUACGGCAUAAAAGGUUACCCCCCUUGUCUGAGAUUGGCCCAGCACCAACUAAACCGGCCAAACCACUACAUUUGAAACUCUUGCUCAAAAAGUUUCAGGAUAUGGUUUUCCUGUCUGGUAGAGAUUACUCGAUCCCGACUACCGUAUACGGUCCGAACAUCUACACCACGCUGAAAGGUAAUCCAGCCGUCAUUUUGCAUUGUACGUGUAUUAUGAAAGAGAAAGAAAAUAUUGCCAUCGGAGAACUUAACGAAGACGUAUCCACCAUUGUUGAACCACCCAUGAUGAUAAGGAAUCGUAGAGGAUUGACUCUUCGAAAAGAGGAAGGACAUCUUGCCAUGGAAGAAAUUUACGAUGACGUAUCCACCACUGUUGAACCCCCCAUGAUAAAAAGGAAUCGUAGAGAAUUGACUCCUGGAAAAGAUGAAAACAGCAAAGAUGCCACAGCUUCUAAAAUCGUAACCAGUAAUGGAGCAUCACUGAGUGUAAAAGGCGUUACCUUGACAUUUCCUCCUGGAGCUGUGGAAGAUCCUAUCACCAUCCAACUUACUUUGGAGGAACCUUACAGGUACUGUUACCUAUUUUCUCGUUGUGGUCUCCAGAACGAUUUGAUAUUUGUUGCUCCUAUUGUCAACUGUCAACCUAAUGGCCAGAAAUUCAAAAACCAUAUCACUGUGGAGGUCACAUUGAACGGCAAAAGAGCGAAUUCACAUGGUGAUCUCCUCGUCUUACAUGGAACUCGGACCGGUCAAAGCCAAAAGCCAAAUUGGGAGGACAUCACUGAUAAGUCCAAAUUUGAUUUUGAAACGAAGGAACUAAAAGUUAAGGAACUAAAAGUUAAGGUCAGUCAUUUUUCAUUGAUUGCUGUUCUGGCGAGGUUAACAUGGGUACGCACUAAAGAAAUUGUGACCCGACUGAACCUCAUGCCCUUCAACUACAAGUUGUCUGUCCUCCUCAAGAGUAAUCGGCAACAAUACCCCUUUGACGAGCUUGCCCUUGCGUUCAUGAGCCAAGACACGUACCAGGAGGAGUACUACAGAGAUCAUGAUGAUUAUGCCAUAAUGCGGCUCAAAAAAGAUGGAUUCGAAGAACUUUCUAUGGACUGUAGAAAUUCACAGGAAAAUAAUUGCAUUUACAACAAGGAAAUCUUAACAAUCUCAAUUCAACUCGGGGAGGAUUACAAACCGGCAAAUAACCAGCAAGAAUGCUUUAAAGUUGUGGUGGAUUCUACUGCUUGGUGGAAUGCUGGACAUGUGAUCAAAUUACCUUUACAAGUUUCUAACGCGAAUUCCAAAAUUUUUUAUGGAAAGAUCCUUGUGAAAGGCGAAUAUGGGCACGUUCGCGAGAACAAGUUUUGCCAACAAGAUCUGUGUGGCUACGUGAGACACGUUCUUGCUGUGAAGAGGGCAAUUUUCGACGUUAAGUCCGUAGCUCAAAAGCUCGAAUUACCCGUUGAAACUCAACAACAAGUUGUUGCAUGUUGGCAAGGAGAGGAAGAACAACUGGAACUUGCAAUACAACACUGGAGGGAAAAGCAUGGGGAUGCAGCAAAUCCGAACAAUCUAAAAAAAGCCCUUGAGGAGCUAGAACCUGAAGAAUUUAAGGUGAAAGAGAGAGGGCAAAUGCACAUUGAACACUUGAGAGACCUGGCAUUUAAAAUCGCAGGUUUAAGACAUCAGGAUUCUGACCUUAUGAAAUAUUUUGGUCGCGAAGUAGAGAUGCUUUGUGGCGCAGUUUUGAGAGACUGCUGUAUUGAGAACGCAACCUCCAAAGGAGAGGUGGAAUCAGCAACUCAAACGGAGAAUUUUGCCUCUGUUCUUGUGAUGAAAAAGCGACUACCCGAGAGCGUUGGAAAGAUGUGCACGCGUAUGUUCUCAUCUCAAGAGGAUGAAUUCAUUACAAGCAGUUUCCUAUGCAUUGUUUCUGAGUUCAUCCAAGCCAUUAAAGAAAUCUUCCGAGAGGAAAAAAUUCAACGAACACCGAGUGGAUUAAGGGGAGUAACAGAGGAAGCAACUCUCCAAAAUGUUACUUCAGUCAUUCAAGGUGCUGCUCAUGAUAAGAAUAUUUUCAAACUUCUGAGUGAGGUGUGCUACAUUCUCGAGAUUCUGUGUCGAAACAACAACAACGAUGACCGACAAGAAGAAUCGCGGAUUCAAAGAUGGGGUAGUGGUGUUAUGAUGGGUGACAUGUUGGAAUUUCUGGAAAGGUUCUUUCAAAGCACUGAAGCACGUAGAUUAUACAAAAGAUUGGAUUUGUUUUCCGUCUCUUUGAGAGACAUCAUAAAAAACCCUACAGAUUUUGAGGGAAGCUUCUUGCGUGAUUUCCAUAAUGUUGCAGUAAGUUUGCUGAAGUUCGCCAAGUUUGAUCCAUCACACCUUGUGCAAUUUGAACUAAAGGACCCAACUAACUCGAUCAACAACCAGACAAGAGAUGACAUAAAGUACGAUAUGUCGAAAGAAAUAUAUUCUCAGCUCUUUUGGAUGAUCAAAGAGAGCGAGGAAAUAUUGCAACUUGAGGCCACUGCGCAUGUUCACAUUGGAGGACAUCUUCUUACAAUUGGAGCAUUCGAAGCUAUGAUCGUCCUUCCCGAGUCAAGUAGUGAGGUUGUUGAAAAUGCUCCCAUUACUUCUUUUCCAGUCUCAUUCAAAAGUGAAACUGACGGAGACUCAGGCAACCUUCAAGUUACUCUAUAUUCUACGCAGAAAGACGACAUCAGCAAGGCUCUGGAAUAUUUGCAGAUCUUCUCAGAACAAACAGAAAUUAAGGAAACCAGCCUCAAACUUGUGAACGUCGCCAGAGCAGGGACAGACGUCAGACUACGUUUGAUUCACAGAUGGGGAUCAGGGACCAUAGAAGUUGAAAGCAAUAGUAUUGAGCCUCAGCCGCUUGGAUAUUCAUCUCCCGAAUCUCAACAAAAUUUGGAAAUAACAGAUGAGUCUGAUCAACCAGCGGUGAGGGAAUCGUCACUUUUAUUAGGAACAAGCGAUAGCUUUGCGGAUAACCACAACAGUGGCAGCAACUUCAUGACUGGCUCAUCAAGUGCUGAACUGAUUCCUUUCCCGCCGUCGACAACAAUGCCAACGGUAAUAAACGUUAAUAACUAUUUUAAUCACACUGUCAACAUGGAGGGUCACGUUUGUGUGGCUGGAGACAACCCAAGUCUAAACGUUCAAGCAUCUUCAUCUGCAGUACAGCGUUUUCUAGAGGCUGGACCGGGUGCUGCCACAAACAGAAGUAUAACUGAAGGGGCUAAUGAAGACUCAUGAAGUGAAUCGAUAGCCUUGGAAAGAAAUAUAUAUUGCUGAGUUCUGAUAGGGAGUUCUCUUUAUCUAGAAAUAUAGAUUAAACCCUUUAUUACGGUCGAGAAAAAUAGCGACCAAUUCAAUUUUCUCGUCUUAGAAAAGUAGAUGAAAUAUUAAAGGUGAUUUUAUAGACAUGGCUAGUAUAUACAUCUGUUUUCAAUUUGAAAAUAUAAGUUUAUAUAUAGACCUUUUCUUUUCUCGCUAAAAGGUGAUGGACGAUGCACCUAUAUUUCACAUCGAAGGAGCAAUACCUUUUUUGUUAUUGCUCGAUGGUGAAACAAAGACUUUGGAAAUUUUGGCCGCAGCUAUGGCACUUUCCUUUUGAAAAAUUGUCCCCAUAAUCACUAUUUAUUCUGUCGACACCUUUUUUAAUGAAAAAGAAAAGGUGUAUAUAUUUCAUAUAUAUUUU